AGUUGGCUGCAGUUGCAGCUUUUAUUUUUUGACAUUUUUCUUUGUGUUGUAAACAAAAUGUCAAAAAAUUAACGAACAAAUCGUCCAUUUUCGUCGUAGACGUCAACUAAUAACAUCGUUUUUAGCUUUGUUCUUAAAUUCACUUUUCACGAGUCCCUAAUUCCACAUUUUGAUUCAAGAUGGUUAGGGAGAACAAAGCUGCCUGGAAGGCCCAAUAUUUCCUAAAAGUAGUCGAUCUCUUCAACGAGUACCCCAAGUGCUUCAUCGUCGGUGCUGACAAUGUUGGUUCCCGUCAAAUGCAAACCAUCCGUACCAGCCUCCGUGGCAUGGGUGUCGUUCUUAUGGGUAAGAACACCAUGAUGCGUAAAGCCAUCCGUGGUCAUUUGGAACAAAAUGCCCAAUUGGAAAAAUUGUUGCCCCAUAUCAAGGGCAAUGUCGGUUUCGUCUUCACCAAGGGCGAUUUGGCUGAAAUCCGCGACAAGUUGUUGGAAUCCAAAGUACGUGCCCCCGCUCGUGCUGGUGCCAUUGCUCCAUUGGAUGUCAUCAUCCCUGCUCAAAACACCGGUUUGGGUCCCGAAAAGACUUCUUUCUUCCAGGCUUUGUCCAUCCCAACCAAGAUUUCUAAGGGUACAAUUGAAAUUAUCAAUGAUGUCCCUAUCUUGAAGCCUGGUGACAAGGUCGGUGCUUCCGAAGCUACCUUGCUUAACAUGUUGAACAUCUCUCCCUUCUCAUACGGUUUGAUCGUCAGCCAAGUCUACGACUCCGGCUCCAUCUUCUCCCCCGAGAUCUUGGACAUCAAGCCCGAGGACUUGCGCGCCAAGUUCCAAGCUGGUGUUGCCAACUUGGCCUCCGUCUGUUUGGAAAUUGGUUACCCCACCAUUGCCUCUGCUCCUCACAGCAUUGCCAACGGUUUCAAGAACUUGUUGGCUAUUGCCGCCACCACCGAAGUCGAAUUCAAGGAAGCCACCACCAUCAAGGAAUACAUCAAGGAUCCCAGCAAAUUCGCUGCUGUUGCCGCCGCCCCCGCUGCCGGUGCUGCUGUCGCCGAAAAGAAGGAAGAAGCCAAAAAGGAAGAAUCCGAAGAAGAGGAAGACGACGAUAUGGGUUUCGGUCUCUUCGACUAAAUACCCUAACUUUCAACAAUACACUUUACCAAAUCUCUUUGGUAUUUUUGUUGAAAAGAUUACGAUUUACUUUAAUGUUGAUGUUUUUAGAAAAAAUGACAAAAUCUAUUUCUAACUGUGAUUUUUAUGCGUCAACAAGUGUAGCAAAUUAUUGUCGUGGUUUGACUGACCCAAUGGCAAGUUGUUGCAUUCGUUGGACUGUUUAGAAAUUACUUUAAUCUAAAAAUAAAGAUCGUAAUCCUUAAGGCUAUCUAA
Molecule: messenger RNA, 1379 nt
Organism: Calliphora vicina (urban bluebottle blowfly)
Lineage: Eukaryota; Metazoa; Arthropoda; Insecta; Diptera; Calliphoridae
Gene: RpLP0
Product: ribosomal protein LP0
Exons: 3
Coding region: 180-1124 (314 amino acids)
Biological process (GO): ribosome biogenesis; ribosomal large subunit assembly; cytoplasmic translation
Cellular component (GO): cytosolic large ribosomal subunit
Molecular function (GO): large ribosomal subunit rRNA binding; structural constituent of ribosome
Source: RefSeq, a predicted model, not a curated record